Messenger RNA from Nannospalax galili (Upper Galilee mountains blind mole rat), 1260 nucleotides. Its product is annotated as olfactory receptor 14J1-like. Gene Ontology annotation, cellular component: membrane. The coding region runs from base 1 to 1260 and encodes 419 amino acids. Gene Ontology annotation, molecular function: olfactory receptor activity; G protein-coupled receptor activity; odorant binding. The record is from RefSeq and is a predicted model, not a curated record. Gene Ontology annotation, biological process: G protein-coupled receptor signaling pathway. NCBI's taxonomy places the organism in Eukaryota, Metazoa, Chordata, Mammalia, Rodentia, Spalacidae. The transcript has 3 exons.
AUGAAGGAGAUCUAUCUUGAAGAUUUGGAUCAUAUACAACAUGAGGGAGUAAAGCAUCGUCCUUGGCUUAAAAUUAUUCAGGGAUCUCAGGAGUCAUAUGGAGACUUUUUGGCUCGCCCUCAAAAGGCUAUGGAAAGUUCUGUUCCUGGGGUUGCUGCUCAAGAAGUAAUUGUAAAAGUUAUGUCUUAUGAAAAUGCAAAUGAGGAUUGUCAAAGAGCUAUUUUACCUAUAAAAGAGACAGGAGACAUUAUGGGAUAUGCCCAAGCCUGUCGUAAUGUUCACUCUGAACAUAGAAAGAUGCAGCUUUUUGCUCAAACUUUGGCAGCUUCUAUAAAUCCUCAAAAGGGGACAAUGAAAUCAGAACUAAAAUGUUUUGGUUUUGGUACUGAAGGACAUGUUAAAAAGCAGUGCCUUAAGGUACCGUCCCGACCACCAGGUAACUUCAUCAUCAUCAUCAUCACAACGCUGGACCCAAAGCUCCAGUCUCCAAUGUAUUACUUCCUGAAGCACCUUUCCCUUCUCGACCUCUCCUCCCUCUCUGUCACUGUCCCCCAGUCUAUUCACAAUUCCCUGACUGGCAGUGGAUACAUCUCCUAUGUGCAGUGUGUGCUGCAGGUUUUCUUCUUCAUAUCCUCAGGCUGGGCUGAGUUCACUAUUCUCACAGUGAUGUCCUAUGACCGCUAUGUGGCCAUCUGCCUCCCACUGCACUAUGAGGUCAUCAUGAAUCCCAGAAAGUGCAGGUGGGCUGUGACAAUUGUGUGGAUAAGUGGAGGAAUCCCAGGAAUCUUGUACACAGCAACCACAUUCUCUAUUAGAUUCUGCAGGGCCAAAAUAAUCCACCAGUUCUUCUGUGAUGUCCAGCAGUUGCUCAAGCUCUCCUGUUCAAAUGAUUACCUUGGAGCUGUUGGAGCAAUUGUUUUCGUGGAUGUGGUGGUAACUGCCUGUUUCGCAGCCAUUUGCCUUUCCUAUGUCCGGAUAUUCUCCACAGUCCUCAGGAUGCCCUCUACAGAAGGUCGGUCUAAGGUCUUUUCCACCCGCCUGCCCCACCUCUGUGUAGUCUCAUUUUAUGUCUCCACUGGUAUUUUUGCAUAUCUCAAGCCAACUUCAGACUCUCCAACUGCUUUAGACCUCAUAAUCUCUAUGUUUUACACAGUACUACCCCCAACACUCAACCCUGUAAUCUACAGUCUAAGAAAUGAGGCCAUGAAAACAGCAGCAAGAAAGUUACUGUUAAGUGACAGACUCCUAGGAGGAAUAUAA